Messenger RNA from Cucumis sativus (cucumber), 632 nucleotides. Its product is annotated as acanthoscurrin-1. The record is from RefSeq and is a predicted model, not a curated record. The coding region runs from base 18 to 602 and encodes 194 amino acids. NCBI's taxonomy places the organism in Eukaryota, Viridiplantae, Streptophyta, Magnoliopsida, Cucurbitales, Cucurbitaceae. The transcript has 2 exons.
UUUGCUGUGAAGAGAGAAUGAAGUCUAAAGGCUUUCUUUUUGGGUGUCUUCUUCUUGUAUCUGCUCUGGCCGUUUCAUGGGCUGUAGAAUCCCGCACACAGCCUAUCCAACACGACCAACAAGUGGCCCAUGACGUAGAAGAGGCUAAACAUAGAAGUGGCAGCGGGGGCGGCGGCAGUUACGGAGGAGGCGGCGGAGGAUCUAGCGGUGGUGGGUCUGGAGGAGGUGGGUCAGGCGGCGGUGGCUAUGGUGGCGGUGGCCAUGGCGGAGGCGGUCAAGGAGGAGGUCAUGGUGGAGGAUCUGGCGGAGGCGGUCAAGGAGGAGGUCAUGGUGGUGGAGGAUCUGGCGGAGGCGGUCAAGGAGGAGGUCAUGGCGGUGGAGGAUCUGGCGGAGGCGGUCAAGGAGGAGGUCAUGGUGGUGGAGGAUCUGGCGGAGGCGGUCAGGGCGGUGGAGGGUCUGGUGGAGGCGGUCAGGGAGGAGGUCACGGGGGUGGAGGGUCUGGUGGAGGUGGUCAAGGAGGCGGACAUGGGGGAGGUGGACAAGGAGGAGGGGGGGGAUAUGGCGGAGGAGGAGGAGGGUACAAGAAGCCAAGCAAGGAUUGAAGUGGAGAACACCAAGGAGAAAGAGGUGUU